This is a messenger RNA of Dermacentor silvarum, 4119 nucleotides long. It is a transcript of the gene Inos, whose product is annotated as inositol-3-phosphate synthase 1-A-like. Gene Ontology annotation, cellular component: cytoplasm. Gene Ontology annotation, biological process: phospholipid biosynthetic process; inositol biosynthetic process. Gene Ontology annotation, molecular function: inositol-3-phosphate synthase activity. Lineage: Eukaryota; Metazoa; Arthropoda; Arachnida; Ixodida; Ixodidae. The record is from RefSeq and is a predicted model, not a curated record.
GCACUCUCCAGUCCCUGAGAGAUCAGCUGCGUUCAGCUGCCAAGCCCUCCUCGUACGCGAUAACUGCGAGAAGCGCUACUGCUGCUGCUGCUGCUGUCGCUGCUCCAACCUCUUCCAGAGCUCCUGCCCACCGCACGAUUGCGCAUCCAAGAUGGUGAAAGUGGAGAUCGACAGCCCGAUGGUGCGCUACUCGGCGGACCUGAUUGAGGCCGACUACGUGUACUCGAUGUCCGAGGCCAAGGUCGAGGGCAACGUGUGCCGCGUACGGCCGCGCGACGUCCGCAUGACGUUUCGCACCAAGAGGCAUGUGCCCCGGCUGGGUGUCAUGCUGGUCGGCAUGGGAGGCAACAACGGCACCACCGUGAUGGCCGCUACGCUGGCCAACAAGCUGGGCCUGUCCUGGAGAACCAAGGAAAAAGUCCAGCAUGCCAACUACUACGGGUCCAUCACGCAAACGUCUACCGUCAGCUUGGGGAACGGGCCCCAGGGAGAGGUGUACGUGCCGAUGAAGGACCUGUUGCCCAUGGUGAACCCGAACGAUGUGGUCUUUGACGGCUGGGACAUAUCGAGCCUAAACAUGGCCGAGGCCAUGCGUAGGGCCCGGGUGCUAGACGUGCAGCUUCAAGAUCAGUUGGCGCCCCACAUGGAGAAGAUACAGCCUCGGCCGGGUAUCUUCGACCCAAUCUUCGUUGCCGCCAACCAGGAGGACCGCGCCGACAACGUAAUACCAGGAAACAAACAGCAACAGCUGGAACGCAUCCGGGCUGACAUCCGGGAGUUCGUUGCCUCGAACAAAGUGGACAAGGUGAUCGUACUCUGGACAGCCAACACGGAACGCUAUUGUGAUGUCACCGAUGGAGUCCACGAUACGGCUGCAAAACUUCUUGACGCCAUCGAAAAGAGCCACCCUGAAGUCUCGCCAUCGACAAUCUUCGCUGUAGCCGCAGUGCUCGAAGGGUGCACCUACAUCAACGGGUCCCCUCAGAACACCUUUGUGCCGGGACUUUUGGAGCUGGCCAGGCAACACCAGGUCUUCUUGGCUGGUGAUGACUUCAAGUCUGGCCAGACAAAGCUCAAGUCGGUGCUCGUGGACUUCCUCGUGUCGGCCGGCAUCAAGCCAGUCUCCAUCGUCAGCUACAACCACCUAGGCAACAACGACGGCAAGAACUUGUCGGCUCCCGCCCAAUUCCGUUCCAAGGAAAUUAGCAAAAGCAACGUUGUCGACGACGUGGUUAACAGCAACUCCAUCCUUUACGCUCCGGGAGAGAAGCCGGAUCAUUGCGUGGUCAUCAAGUAUGUGCCCUACGUGGGCGACAGCAAGCGUGCUAUGGACGAGUACACGAGCGAGAUCAUGAUGGGCGGCCAUAACACCAUUGUGGUGCACAACACGUGCGAGGACUCGCUGCUGGCAGCGCCGCUCAUUAUCGAUCUGUUCAUCCUGGCCGAGCUGUGCGAACGCAUCGAGUUCAGCGUGGCCGGCAGCAAGUUCCAGGGCUUCCACAGCGUGCUCUCUCUGCUAUCGUACCUCUGCAAAGCGCCCGCCGUGCCCCCCGGCGCGCCCGUGGUCAACGCACUCUUCAAACAGCGCUGCUGCAUUGUCAACGUGCUGCGCGCCUGCGUAGGCCUGGCGCCCUGCCAUUUCAUGGAUCUCGAAUUCAAGGCCAGCGACGCAUCCGUAUGGGAGCGCUCUAAGAGCGCCCUGGUGCCCGAAGAGUCCGGCUCCAAGAAGCAGGCCCGCUCGCCGCACGAGGUGCGCACCAUCGCCUGAGCGGCCACUAACCUGUUGAUGCCGGCCGAAGCCACCGUCGGCGAGUUGCAGAUCUCACGCGAAGAACUGUGUUCACGCAAAUGCUGUCCCUAACGAGCUGGCACUGUUUUGGCGAACGCUGAGCGAGCCACUGUUCACUUGCCUUGUACGCAGGAUGCCAAUGUCGGAUCAAAAACGCGAGUGAAAAGCAGCCACUGAUUUUUCGUAGGGCUCUCACAGCGCUACAUCCAAACUUCUCGUCCUGAUAUGCACAAUUAAUUGUCACAGAUCGAAUCGUUUUGGCUAGGUAGCAAUUUUGCAAUUAAAUUUUAAAUCGCUUUCUGAUCAUUGUUUCAUGAAACUACAACUUCAGUAGCAAACCUGGACUAGUUGACUGACGUUUAAAGCGCUUUCACGAGGCUGACACGUAUUGCCCUGUUUUGGACCAAAGGCUGCAUCCUGCACACUAGUUUUAAAUGCUUUUGACGGCGCCUACCAUGACCACUGUCGUCAGGACUAGUAAGUACUUAAGAUUCUCACAUCCGCCUCCCGCCACAUACACGCACGCGCGCGCACGCAUGCCAAACACACAAAUACACUGGUUUCCUCGUAAUUUUCUGAACGUUGUUAUGCGUGGUCACCCUCAGCCAUGCUUUAGUGCAACUGCGGGAUCGGAGCGCUCAAGGCAGCCGAGUUCCGGUGUGCCAGUACUGAACUACUUUAUUCGUAGAUAAAGCUGCGCUCGAAGCUUGCGCCAUUUCUUGUCUUUCGCAUUCUGUUUUUUUUUUUUUUUUUUUUUUUUUUUCGUGAGCGUGUCGUGGCGAAUGUACUCAACUUGUUCUUUCGAAACCCUUCUUUAUUCGAAUUUUUGUUCGUGCCUUCCUAGCACUACUGGCAGCUUAUUUUUCAAUAUAGCUCUGUAGUUGUCAUCCAUGUAUUUUUGUGCGUAAAUAGAUGGGGGGACAUGCUCCACGUUAUUGCUGUAUACUAUUCGUGAUGAGUUACGUGCCUGAAAAAAGUUUGCAUGCGCACGCAGUGAUGGGAACUUCGUGAGUAUAUCGCUUCAGCGAUGCGCAAUGCGAAGGUUCGUGUGCGACUGACCUCUGUGCGGAUGACAGGGUUUGGCAGUGAGUGAAUCCAUUGCGCUGUUGGCUUGCGCGUAUGCAUUGCGAACAAGUAAUGGAACAGCUCACUGUGGUAAAAGAAACGAAGUGGCUUUUUUUUAAUGCUCGUUUUUGUACCUGUGCACCUGCACACGGGCGGGCAUCGCGCUUUGUUAAUACAUAAAUUUUUAAUGAACAAGUUUCCAUACGUGAUCUUGAAGCCAGUUUAUCUACGUGUGUGCCGUAUUCUUAUAAAAAAAAUGACAGCUGUCCAUAGCCGCAGGAAAUGUGACGCUUCCGUCUCUUUUAAACUUGCGGUCGCAUUCGAGCGCACCUGCCAGCUGCAAGUUUUUUGCAGUGCAGCCAUGCUCCACGUGUUCUUACCUGGUCACGUCACUAGUGUGUUCUUUUUUAUUUUAUUGAAUUUUUCGUUCAUACACGCUGUGUGGUUUCUUGUUGGACUGAGGAGCUUUCUGGCAAUGGGCAACGCAGCAUUUUGUACCGCCGGACUCGCAGCUAUAUCUCGGCAAUACAUGCGUUCGAGAUCUAUUGCUUGCAAGCUCACGUCCCGUCAUCAGGGCGUUCUGAAACUCGGUCGCUCGCGCCGAAGACCUCCUCGAGACCAACACCUCGCUCCUGUGAGAUACUGACAUUGUAAUAGUUGGCAUUUUUGGCACAGUAUUGUCCUGCGAUCAUCACUGCAACUGCCGUGUUGUUGAACUCGGAGCAUGUGCAUGUGGAGCCUUCUCUCUGGCCACGGAUGUUUUAGUAGACUUUUUUUUUUGUCCUGUGAAUGAAUCGACUCUAUUGUAUUCUGUUUUAGCGUUGCUUUUGCGCGCUUUAUAUGUCAUGUCUACCAGAUAACUUCAGUCAAAGCCAAUGUUCCUUAGAGUGUACUACGCCAACGCGCGACCGUCGUCAGACUAAAAACAGGUUGUUUUAGGAAACUACCUUCAGUCGUUUGUGCGCACCUUGGUUGUGGUAACUAUGUGACUUGAAGAAUGUUUGUGAAAAAUCAUGUCCGCACUGUUGGUAACACCACAUUGCGUGAUUGUAAGUUUUCCACCUGCUGGCUACGUCGAAUGUUUUCGGUGGUCUGAGAUUUAUAUCAGCCUGAUAGUGUUUUCAUACCACCGUACCAUAACGUGUUAUACGAGUGAGCAAGCGAGCUGAACCUGUUUCUUGUCUAAUAAAUAGUCAUGGGUCCAUUGUGUUCCUGUUUGUACAGUAUACAAUAUUGUCUUGAAUAAAGUACAAUGUUAACACAUA